UCUUAUCUCGCGUACGCUUAUCUUCAGUCGUGGUCUGCUGUUCAAUCGAGGCAGUUGGAACUUCGAUCUCAUCCGCCUUUCGCGCGCCAAUUUUUCCAGUUGCGCCUUCUCCCGCCAAAGCACAACAAUGGAACGAUCAUUGCUGAGCGUCCUGCUUCUUGGUCUGGGCUUCAUGAUGUUGUUUACGGCCUUCCAAACCAUGGGUAAUAUUGAGAAAGUCGUCAUCGACAGCAUUGCCAGAGACGAUAGCAGCUUCACGGGUGACGGUUAUGUCAGUCUCUCCAUUAUUUAUGCAACUUUUGCCAUAUGCAACUGGAUAGCGCCAUCUGUAGUAGCCAUUUUAGGACCCAGAGGAGCUAUCGUUGUGGGAUCUCUCACAUAUAGCAUCUUCACUGCUUCUUUUCUCACCCCUAAAACCUGGCUUCUAUAUGGUUGCAGUGCCCUUUUGGGGCUUGGAGCGGCCAUCACGUGGAAUGGACAGGGAGUUUAUCUAUCACGGUGCAGUAAUAGUGCAACCAUCUCACGGAACAGUGCCAUCUUCUGGGCAAUGCUGCAAGCCUCAAUGUUAAUAGGCAAUACAUUUGUUUGGCAUGAAUUCAGCGGACUAACUCAGGUGAAUGUCGAGACCCGAACUCUUCUCUUUGCUGUCCUCGUGGCCAUGGCACUGUUAGGCGUAGUUACACUGUUCGCACUGCCCAAGCAUGUAGCACCGCAGUCAUCAGCACGACCAUUGGCGGAAUUCAAGGCAGCAGCUAAGAUGGCGGUGAGUCCUGAAAUGGCUCUCCUCAGUACUACAUUUCUUUACACAGGACUCGAAUUGUCCUUCUUCAGUGGUGUUUAUUCUCCUACGGUAGGCUUUACAACGGCCCUAGGCGCUAAGCAUUUGGUCGGCCUGAGUGGCGUCUGCAUUGGCCUAGGUGAAGUUGUAGGUGGCAUUGCAUGUGGAGUGGCAGGCGGUAGAUGGCGUCGUGAUGUGAUAGUAUUCUGUGGAUAUGUGGUCCAUGGAAUAGCCUUCGCAGCAGCUCUUAUAAACCUUCCGGAUAGUGCUGUCUUCGGAGACACUGAAGCGCUAUCCCUGUUGGUUCCACCAUCUGCCACUGUUGCACUUUUGGCGGCAUUCCUGCUCGGUCUAGGCGAUGCCUGUUUCAACACUCAAAUUAUCGCCAUGCUAGGAGGUGUUUUUGCCUCUAAAUCUGCUGCGGCAUUUGCUCUGUUUCGGUUUAUGCAAUCCUCCGCAGCUGCAACUAGCUUUGCUUACUCCACAGUGUUUGGAUUGCGGACACAACUCGCCAUCCUAGCCACUGCUGGUGCAAUAGGAACACUGGCCUUCUGGCGUGUUGAAUGGAGGACAAGGGUAGCUGAAAUGGGGAUUGAAGAGGCGGAAAAGAAGAGGCUGCCAGAGCAUCAAGUCGAAUAGCACUAAUUAGGGGAGUGGGGUGGAUCUAAAAUAAAUCAACUAGUUUGAUAAGAAUUAAUACCUAAUUAAAAACAUAUCAUAACACCAA
This is a messenger RNA of Phlebotomus papatasi, 1505 nucleotides long. Its product is annotated as UNC93-like protein MFSD11. Bases 128 to 1417 code for a protein of 429 amino acids. The transcript has 4 exons. NCBI's taxonomy places the organism in Eukaryota, Metazoa, Arthropoda, Insecta, Diptera, Psychodidae. The record is from RefSeq and is a predicted model, not a curated record.